Molecule: messenger RNA, 1998 nt
Organism: Wyeomyia smithii (pitcher-plant mosquito)
Lineage: Eukaryota; Metazoa; Arthropoda; Insecta; Diptera; Culicidae
Product: kelch-like protein 28
Exons: 2
Coding region: 448-1719 (423 amino acids)
Molecular function (GO): protein binding
Source: RefSeq, a predicted model, not a curated record
UCAAGCUCUCAGUCUCAGAAUCUAUUCGUUCCGAUUAACAUCGUCUUUCGUGCUGUAGUCACACUCGCGUGUGACUUUCUUUUACAAACAUCAUUAGUUUAGUGAACGCAAACGACGACAAGCCAUUUUUUUCUUCAAAUUAGUUUUUGAUAUCAACUGUGGAAAACACGAAAACCUUGAUAAUCGGACUACAUUGUAUAGUCAAUCACCUUGAUGCGAUCGAAAACGGUCUAGAUUAUCGAGACAGUGUGCUAUUCUAGGUUGAGGUAUAGCAGCUGUGCGAUAACCCGUUACGUAAGCUCCUUCGUAUAGUCCUACACUAACAAAGUAAAGUGAAUAAACGAGUGAGUUGGUGCACAGGUUAAUAAAGACCGUUAGCAGCUGAUCAUCCGCCAUCGCCAGCAGGAACCAGCCCAUCAAGGAGAAAAUAUCCGCGAAACUAUAAUAAUGAGCACUAAAGUUGACGCCGACUCGGACAAGAUGGAUGACGAUCAGCCGGAUUUCAGCCAGCGCUUCAACGAUAUGCGACGUCGGAAUCAUCUCGUCGACUGUUCGUUUAAAGUGGACGACAAGAUAUAUUACAGCCACAAGUUGAUCCUCUCAGCGGCUAGUCCUGUAUUUGAGGCCAUGUUUUAUGGUUCGCUGGCUGAAAAACAGACUGUGAAGAUAGCGGAUAUCCGAUCUUGUGUGUUUGAGCGCUUGCUGGAUUUUAUCUACGUUGGGUCGAUUAAUUUCGAUGGCGUACUUCAAAUUGAAGAAAUUUUGGAGCUUUAUUACUGUGCCCAAAAGUACAUGAUUGAUAGUCUACAUAAGCAGUGUGUGAACUACUUUGGUAAAAAUAUCAAACCCAACAAUGUGCUGAAGAUCCUCGACAUUGCUUACCGAAUGAACCUGGAAGACAUUAUUUUCUCAUGUUUGUGCGUCCUGAAGCACUUUCUCUCGUCCGGUAUGAGUUUGAGCAAUAUCAUCUUGGAGAGUAACCAUCACCUGUCCAAGAGUUGUGUUGAUUUAAUUCUCGAAGAUAAUUACGAAGUUAAGGACAAUGUGAUCUGUAUGAUACGUGCCUGGUGCAUAACUGAGUGCGAACAAAACCGACUCGAAAUGAACAGCGAUAGUUUGAAAACAGUCCUGCAGGAUAUUGAGCUACCGGACAAACUCAAGGACACCAUCGUAGAUUGUAGCUUCACGAACUUCCAGCCGGUGACCACCGGGGAAAAGUACAGCUGGACGCCAAUACAGCGGAUUCACUACAAAGCAGUCCGGCCGCUGAUUAUAGGAGACGAAAUGUGCUUUGAGGCUGGUAUUUCCUGUAACCGUUUUGUGGUGCUGAAAUCAUUGUCAAUCAACAGUCGGCUGACUCCGCAGCUAAAACAGAACGAGCUUCGGCGUGACACUUACACCGAAAACAUUGCCGUGGAGAUCUGCUCCAAGUUUAGCAACAAAAUAGAGCCAAUCUUCCGAAAGCAACAUUUAAUUUGUGAUGUUCCAUUCAACAUCAAUUUGGAGAUUAAUUUGCACAAUCAGAUCGUCCUCUUCCCAGACAUCGUAUACGUGGUGCGUCUGAAGUGGGGCCCGGAAAGUCUGGGCUAUGAGUAUCCUCGAGGUAUUUUAUCUUCGUAUGGAAAGUGCAAACAAUUUAGGAUUAAUUUUUGCGAGAGCAUCUAUCUUGAAACCGAAGGUAGCAUUUUGAAUGGAAUUAUUUGUGAUCUAUAUAAGUAGGUUUUUCUAUUUUGCGAAACAUUUUACUCUAAGGUGGUUAUUCAAUUUCAAUUAUACUCGAGAGGCCGGAAUCGCCGUUCCGAUUGUUGCAAAGAUCUUGUACAACAACUUUUCUAACUUUUCAGUUGAAACAAUGUAGUUAUUUUAAGCCAUUCGAAUAUAAUAAAAAAUAUAUAGGACUCCUAAUUUUAUGUUAGUGAUUGAUAUUUCUUGAUUACCUGUAUCAGAUAAUUUUCAAAUCAUACUGAUUCAUUUUUAUACAAUACAUUUUAAAGUAUA